AUGAAGAGCGGGGACGCCGAAGGUCGUCCAGAGACAGGAGGUCACGGUCAAGGUCGUCCAGGGAGAGGAGGUCAAGGUCGCCCAGGGAAAGAAGGUCAAGGUCAUGGAGGAGGUCACCGAGGUCAUGGAGGAGGCCAUGGAGGUCACGGUGGAGGUGGUGGCGGUCAUGGAGGAGGCGGAGGUCAUGGAGGAGGUCACGGAGGACACGGAGGAGGAGGUGGAGGUCACCAUGUUCAUGGAAAAGCAACAUCAUAUCAAAGCUUUGUUCUCCACAGUUAUAAUCCUGUCAAGGUUUAUCUGAAGAAGGGUCACGGAGGUCAUGGAGGAGGCCACGGUGGAGGAGGUCACGGAGGAGGUCAUGGAGGUCACGGAGGUCAUGGAGGAGGCCACGGUGGAGGAGGUCACGGAGGAGGUCAUGGAGGUCACGGUGGAGGAGGUCAUGGAGUUCACGGUGGUCAUGGAGGAGGUGGAGGUCACGGAGGAGGUCACGACAUAAGCUCCAACCUGGAAGGUCACAUAGAAGGACCAGACGGUAACAAAGGCAGCAAUCUCAUCUCAGGCCUUGAGGGAGCUUUCGAAUUAACCGGCAACACUGGACCACAAGAUGUCGGAAAUUUCGGAAAAGGACAGAACAUCAUCAACGGACACGGCGCCUAUUUCGGGCAGUUCAACCUCAAGGGCGGCAGCCAAUCCCAAAAAGGCAUUGAAUCCGGCGGGAAUUUCGUAGGCCUCAAAGCCGGACCACAGAAGGGAAUUGAUGUCAGCAAUAAUUAUGCAGCAAUCAAUGCGCAUGGUCAAAGGUUGCAAGUGCCUGGUCGGCUCAUCCACAGGGAUCACGCCGCUAAUCGCCUCAACUCAUUCCAUGAUAACGGUUAUCAACAUGCCGACUUUUUCAAAGAUAGUCACAUCAAUGGUAUCGACACCUCCGAUAAAGAUCAAUAACAGUAGGUCUUUGUUACUCUAGUAGAUAAUUGAAACUUUAAAAGACUUCCAAUUUGCAUGUUAGGCUAUCAAUAAAAAUGUUAUCCUAUCAUUAAUUUAAGCCUAGCAAUAAAUGUUAUUAUAUCUGUAGACUUCAUCUCAAAACUAGUUGUAUUGGUUUAUUAUAGUAGUUAGUUAUUAUUACUACAGUCACAGCCUCAAAAGUUGAUCCCUGGACCGAUUUACCUCUUCCAGAGCAUCAAGAAGCUGUUAUGAAUAGCAAUUAUCAGCUGAGUUGUUCCAUAGAGAAUAUAUGAUAUUACUUUUGUUUAGUUAAGAAGUUGAUAUUGUGGUAAUUAUUCAUAUUGAAUGAAAAAGACUAAGAGAUUGUCAAAAAACCACAGAUUUAUUGAUACUUAGAAAGACCGCAAUGUGACAAUAAGACAAUGGUGUAAUAACCGAAACCGGUCUUUCUAAGUAUCAAUAAAUCUGUGGUUUUUUGACAAUCUCUUAGUCUUUUUCAUUCUAUAUGAUAUUACGAUAUAUGAGUGUUCCAUGCCGCUCUUCUCUAUGUAUUCCAUAGAGAAAGAUAGCAUAUUAUAAUAUCUUUUCUUCUUUAAAAUGUAUGUAUUCAGGACUACUUAUUUUCUAUUUAUAGAAUAACAUCACAGUACCCUUUUUUGAAAAGUUCUUAGUAUAAAAUAACAGAUUAAAAACACAAAUUAAAACUAGUUUUGAUGUUUCACAUCAUCUUCAAGUUUUAAUAAUAAAUUUCAAAAAAAGAUUUUUUAAUUGUAAUUCAUUUUUAAAACCUGAAUAUGAUGUGAAAUAUCGAAACUAUAGUGUGGUCCACGUUAUAAUGGCAGUAAAUCAAGAUAAAAGAAUAGCGGUGCCGAUUCUCUGCAUUAAUUAAUUAUAUAUUUCUACACUGUCAAAAACAUAAUUGGCAUCGUUGU
Nilaparvata lugens (brown planthopper) is the source of this 1877-nucleotide messenger RNA. RefSeq names its product glycine-rich protein DOT1-like. The record is from RefSeq and is a predicted model, not a curated record. Bases 1 to 942 code for a protein of 313 amino acids. Lineage: Eukaryota; Metazoa; Arthropoda; Insecta; Hemiptera; Delphacidae. The transcript is spliced from 3 exons.